AUGUCUCAAGUCUCAGGAAAGCAAGAUUCCGUCAAAGGCAAGAUUAAGAAGACGUCUUCAGGAGUCAAGGUUAUGAGGUUGAAUGCACAUGCCUCCGCUCAACCUAAGAAGGGUUCUGCAAGAAAGGAUUCAAGAACCCCUGCCAGAAAGCGCUACAUGUCAAGUGCGAGACCUCAAAGCACUCAUACCUCACCAGUGUUUGAGGAUGUUUCUCAUGAAAUUUCCGCUGCAGAUGAUGAGCCCAAUGUUGAAGCAUCUGCAUCACAACCUGAAUUUCUCGUGCCCAAUGCGUCUGAUAAGGACAAGUCACCAUCAACAUCCAAGAACUCAGAACAAGAGAAUGAAGAUGAUGGAGACUCAAAUGAUGUUCCUCUGGAAAGCGUUGCUGCUAGGAUGAAGAAGCGAAGAAGGGUUUCUAUUGAAGGCACCCCCUCUGGUUCACCAAUGAAGGUCAAAUCCACUAUGGAUGCUAAGAGCAAAGGUAAAAACCAGGCUGUGGAUUCCUCUCACAAGAAGUGGAAGUAUGUUUGCAACCGUCGGAUUGCAAAAGAAAGGGAGAUUGGUAAGGAUGUCCUUGAAUGUAGGAUGAUUGUUGCACUCAUUGACCGGGCUGGAUUAAGGAAGACAGUCAUGGAUAUUGGGAAAUGCUAUGAGAAGCUUGUGAAAGAGUUCCUAGUUAAUUUGACAAAAGAUGUUGGCAUUCCUGGAAGUGCUGAAUUCAGGAAAGUCUAUGUGCGAGGGAGGGUUGCCAAGGAACUCACUGCUGGACAAGUGAAGAAGUGGCCUGCUAAGAAGCUUUUAUCUACAGGGUUGUUGAGUGUGAAGUAUGCUAUUCUAAACAUGAUAGGAGUGGUGAAUUGGAUUCCUUCUCAUCAUACCUCUGCUGUCUCUGCAAUGUUAGCCAAACUAAUCUACAGAAUUGGAACUGAGAUUCCCUAUGAUUUUGGCUCUUUGGUGUUUGCUCAAACUUUAAAGCAUGCUGAAACUUCACUUCACUCUUGA
This is a messenger RNA of Lotus japonicus, 1002 nucleotides long. RefSeq lists its product as uncharacterized. The coding region runs from base 1 to 1002 and encodes 333 amino acids. Lineage: Eukaryota; Viridiplantae; Streptophyta; Magnoliopsida; Fabales; Fabaceae. The transcript is spliced from 4 exons. The record is from RefSeq and is a predicted model, not a curated record.